AGAGAGAGAAGGGUAGUUGUUUCUACUAUUUUUUUCGGUAAAGAAGGGGACAAGAGCGUAUCUUGGAAAAUCCUCAAAAUUCGAUUCAGUUUGCUUUAAAAAGUAAGCUAAGCACAGAUACAUCCCUCACUUGCCAUACUCAUACAACUUUUAAUAUUAUCACCAUCCCCGACAAGAACCCAUUAAACAAAGCCCAGAAUGUGAACUCAAAGAGAUGCAACUGCAGCACAACAGUUCACUGUAUCCAGAAAUUGGUUGCUUCUUUUCUUGAUAAAAUACUAUCAUAUUACCACGUAUGUGUGUGUGUGUGCUAGGCUAGGCUGGUCAAAUAUGAAAUCUUGGGUGGUUUGAGUUUUUCUGAGGUGUGAGAAUAUUAACUAUUAUUUUAAGGGAGAGAGGGUGGGCAGAGAACGUGCUGUAUCUGUCUGCUGCUCUUGAACUAAAACUUCACGCUUUGUAGAGAAAAUCUAUGCAUGAUUAGAGGGGUUCUUUUUUUUGUCAUUUUUUCGAUCCUUUCAUUGUAGUUCACAUCUCUAUCCCAGAAACCCCUUUUGGGUUAGCAAACAAGAAGCAUAGUCUUAGAGAGAGAAGAGAGAGAGGGAGGGAGAGUGGAGUUCAUUUUCCUCGGGAAUUUGGACAAUAUUUCGUCUUUUGAGGUCUGCAACAAGGGCAUGCUUUGUUCCUCCCAUCAUUGAAUUGUAAAAAAUAUUACUCUUUUUCUUGCGCAAUAUGAGAGAAGCAAUAUUUUUGGUUCUGGGCUUUGUUUGUCUCUCCUCUUUGUGUGAAAUGCUGAUGAUUCUUGAGUCGCACAAGACAAUUUUGUAAUGAUAGACUUCUUGGAGUUUGAAGAGGAACCUUUCUUUAUAUUGCAGUCGCAGGAAAAAGUAAGUCUUGAAAAGUUGUAGCACAAGCCCAUGAGUCUGUGUACUGUAUAUCUUUUCUGGGGGUCUUAGAUUCCUUUGUCCUUGAGGGAUUAAAAAGGUGUGGGGAGUUCGGUUGAAGUGAAAACCAGAGAGGGCUUGGCUUGCAAGAAUGGGUGAGAAAAGGCAAGGAUUCCACAUGGUCGCUGUGAGGGUGAAUGAACAAUUGGGCGCAAAGAGGAAGUAUUCAGUCAUACACAAAGCUUCCAAUCGUAGAAUUUUGGGAUUCUGGAUCAUGCUAAUGUUGUUCUUCAGUAAACAAAUUUAUGAUUAUAUGGACGAUGAACAGAAGGAGAGGAGGAAAGAAGUGCUUGUGAGCAUGUGUGAUCAGAGGGCCAGGAUGUUACAGGAUCAAUUCAGUGUUAGUGUUAAUCAUGUUCACGCCCUUGCCAUCCUCGUCUCUACUUUCCACUAUUACAAGAAUCCUUCAGCAAUUGAUCAGGAAACUUUUGCUGAAUACACAGCAAGAACUGCUUUUGAGAGGCCAUUGUUGAAUGGGGUGGCGUAUGCACAGAGGAUUCUACAUUCUGAGAGGGAAGAAUUUGAGAGACAACAUGGAUGGACCAUUAGAACAAUGGAGAAAGAGCCUUCACCGAUCAGGGACGAGUACGCACCAGUGAUAUUCUCUCAAGAAACUGUAUCCUACAUUGAAUCACUUGAUAUGAUGUCAGGGGAGGAGGACCGUGAGAAUAUAUUAAGGGCUCGAGCUACUGGUAAAGCAGUUCUUACUAGCCCAUUUAGGUUGCUAAAUUCAAAUCAUCUUGGGGUUGUUUUGACUUUUCCGGUUUACAAUUCCAAGCUUCCACACAACCCAACUGUGGAAGAGCGCAUUGAAGCAACUGCAGGGUACCUUGGUGGAGCCUUUGAUGUUGAAUCCCUUGUUGAGAAUCUACUCGGGCAACUUGCUGGGAACCAGGCGAUAGUGGUCAAUGUGUAUGAUAUUACAAACACUUCCGAUCCUUUGAUCAUGUAUGGGCACCACUCUCAAGAUGGUGAUAUGUCCCUUAAGCAUGUGAGCAGGCUGGACUUUGGAGACCCCUAUCGCAAACACGAGAUGAUAUGUCGGUACCUUCAGAUGGCCCCUACAUCAUGGAUUGCGCUUACAACAGCAUUCUUUGUCUUUGUGAUUGGCUUUUUAGUUGGAUAUAUGAUAUAUGGGGCAGCAAUUCACAUUGUUAAAGUUGAAGAUGAUUUUCAUAAAAUGCAGGAACUGAAAGUUCGAGCUGAAGCUGCUGAUGUUGCUAAAUCUCAGUUUUUAGCCACUGUUUCUCAUGAAAUAAGAACCCCCAUGAAUGGCAUUCUAGGNNNNCUACAGCUGCUUCUAGACACAGAACUGAGUUCGACCCAAAGGGACUACGCCCAAACAGCUCAAGCUUGUGGGGAAGCAUUGAUAACGUUGAUAAAUGAAGUGCUUGACCGUGCAAAGAUUGAAGCUGGCAAGCUAGAGCUUGAGGCUGUCCCAUUUGAACUUAGGUCGAUUCUUGAUGAUGUUUUGUCCUUGUUUUCUGAGAAAUCUAGGCAAAAAGGUGUUGAGUUGGCUGUUUUUGUUUCAGAUAAAGUGCCUGAAAUAGUUGUGGGGGAUCCAGGAAGGUUCAGGCAGGUGAUUACCAAUCUUGUCGGGAACUCAGUAAAAUUCACAGAGCAAGGACAUAUAUUUGUUCAAGUCCACUUAGCUGCACAAGCAAAAUCAGUUAUGGAUGUGAAGACAGAAGCUUGUUUGAAUGGAGAGUCUGAGUGCAUAGCACAAUCUUGUGCUCGGCAGUUCAACACCUUGAGUGGUAAACAAGCUGCUGAUGAUCGAAGCAGUUGGGAGACCUUUAAGCAUUUAGAUGAUGAAUUCCGAUAUGAUGCUUCAAGUAAUAUGUUGAAUGAUAAUGCUCAUCAUAGUGUCACCUUGAUGGUGUGUGUUGAAGAUACGGGAAUUGGUAUCCCUGAACAAGCCCAAAAACGGGUGUUCACACCAUUUAUGCAGGCUGACAGUUCAACUUCUAGAAAUUAUGGGGGAACGGGCAUAGGAUUGAGCAUCAGUAAGUGUCUUGUUGAACUAAUGGGUGGUCAAAUGAACUUCACUAGCCGUCCUCAAAUCGGAAGCACAUUUUCUUUUACUGUUGAAUUCAGAAGAUGUGAAAAAAGUGCUGUUAUAGAUCUGAAGAAAUCUCUCUCUGAUGAUCUACCUACUGCAUUUAAAGGGUUAAAAGCACUUGUAGUUGAUGGGAAACCAGUUAGAGCUGCUGUCACAAGGUACCACCUGAAGAGACUGGGUAUCCAAGCUGAAGCAGUAAGUAGCAUCAGGACAGCAGUUGCUGUGUUUGGGAAAUAUGGCUCCCUGAUUUCUAAAAGCGAAAAGCUGCCAGAUAUGUUUCUUGUAGAAAAAGAUUCAUGGAUUUCCGGUGAAGAGGACAGCAUUAUGCAGAUAUCAAACUGGGGACAAAAUGGUCACUCAUAUAAAAUGCCUAAGAUGAUCCUUCUUGCGACCAAUAUCACUGCUGCCGAGACUGAAAAAGCCAAGGCUGCUGGCUUUGCAGAUACCGUGAUCAUGAAACCUCUGAGAGCGAGUAUGGUAGCUGCAUGCUUGCAACAGGUAUUAGGAAUUGGCCGAAAACCCCAAAAUGGAAGAGAUGUACCCAACAAAUGUACCGGUCUUCGUGGCCUGCUCUGUGGCAAGAAGAUAUUGGUCGUUGAUGAUAAUAUUGUCAACCGCCGAGUUGCCGCUGGUGCCCUCAAAAAGUUUGGGGCAGAUGUACAAUGUGCUGAGAGUGGUCAAGAGGCUCUGAAAUGGCUCCAGCUCCCACAUGAAUUUGAUGCCUGCUUUAUGGAUAUUCAAAUGCCGGAAAUGGACGGAUUCGAGGCAACUCGUCUUAUUCGGGAGAUGGAGAACAAAGCGAACACGCAGAUGCACGGAGGAUGCAUGAAGGAUGGAACAACAAAGAAGAGCGAGUGGCAUAUCCCCAUAUUAGCAAUGACAGCCGAUGUUAUACACGCCACGUUAGACAAAUGUUUGAAAUGCGGAAUGGAUGGAUACGUGUCGAAACCUUUCCAGGAGAAGAGUCUCUACCAGGCCGUUGCCAAGUUCUUCGAGUCCAAGCCUGUCAACUCAUAGCACAGAGGAUCUUGAGCAUGAUUAAAACUGAUUGCAUCUCAGCUUCAAGUGAUUGUUACUUGAGUUAAUGUAGCCAGCAAUUUUUCCUCGUCCCUGCUGGUGUCUUCUUGGCUGAUCACCUGGUAAUGAAAGCCGUGGAUAUAUUCUUUGGUGAUUGAAUUUGUUCACAAGCGUUGUUGCAGGUAUAGGCGCUUGUUCUUCUAACCAACUAGACUUGAUUAGCUUCUCAAGUACAUGUAUACGUACUACAAAACCAUGAAAAGAACGUUCUUUCCCCUUGUUGUAUGUACAUUGAUGGGGAAGGGAGCAAAAGAUGUAAAUUUUGAGGUGGUUCUUCGAAUUCUUGAUGUCGUGUUAAAGAAGAGCCGGUUUCCACUUCUGUUGUCAUCUUCAGUUGUAGAAUGAAGUAUGUUGUAGAAAUCUGUAGUUGCCACUUAGAAGCUGUUUUGCGUUUGUUGUAUAUACUAUGAUGCAAAUGUGUUUCCCAGAA
Molecule: messenger RNA, 4510 nt
Organism: Sesamum indicum (sesame)
Lineage: Eukaryota; Viridiplantae; Streptophyta; Magnoliopsida; Lamiales; Pedaliaceae
Source: RefSeq, a predicted model, not a curated record